AUGAAGGCUGACCAGCAUGACUUUACACCUGUCCUCGAAGCACAGGUCAACAACGGGGAACGACUAGGAGUCGAGCAAACGGUGCCGGCGCUUGCAGCUAACGGCAUUGGAAGCAUUAUUGCUGGAACCGAUACCACGGGCCUGACUCUGGCGAUUGGCAGUUGGUCGAUAUAUCUAGACGAAGGUAUCCGCUCACGCCUACACGCCGAAUUGAAGACCGUCUGGGAGGCAGAGAACAGCCACCCCACGCUGCAAGACCUGGAAAGACUUCCCUAUCUACGAGCGUGCGUCAACGAAAGUCUCCGCUUCUCCAGCCCCAUCAGUGGAAGACUCCCCCGAAUAACACCACAAGGAGGACUCGACUAUGCCGGGCAUCACAUCCCCGCCGGCACGACCAUUUCAUCAGCGGUCUACCUCCAACAUUUUGACGAGGAGGUCUUCGCCGAGCCUUUCACGUUCAACCCCGAUCGAUGGUUGGCAAAAGAUGUCUCGAGACAGGAGCAGAGCCUCGUACCUUUCUCCACCGGCUCGAGAGCGUGCCUGGGCUUGAACCUCGCCACCGCAGAGAUAUACAUCGGCCUGACCACCAUGAUCCGGUGGUUCAAGGCUUCCCGUGUCCUGGACAGGGACCUCAAUACUAUCAUACACUUCACCCGCUCGGUUCCGGGGGGUUUGAGAGUCGACUUGGUGGAGGCGGAGGAAUGA
This is a messenger RNA of Exophiala aquamarina CBS 119918, 705 nucleotides long. RefSeq lists its product as uncharacterized. The transcript has a single exon. The record is from RefSeq and is a predicted model, not a curated record. NCBI's taxonomy places the organism in Eukaryota, Fungi, Ascomycota, Eurotiomycetes, Chaetothyriales, Herpotrichiellaceae. The coding region runs from base 1 to 705 and encodes 234 amino acids. Gene Ontology annotation, molecular function: oxidoreductase activity, acting on paired donors, with incorporation or reduction of molecular oxygen; iron ion binding; monooxygenase activity.